AAGUUUUAUCAAACGUCAUUUUACUCCAAUUUUCUCUUCUUCAUUUUAAUAUUAUUAUUUAUAAACGUUUAUUCAAUAUUUCUGUCUUUAUUGUUAACGUACCAAGUGAUUAAUUAAUGUAUCACAACGGUAAAUAUGGAAAUUUGCCUAAAAUUGAAGUAAAGAAUAGUAAAAACAAUUCUUUUCUGAUUCUAACCUAAAAGAAAAAUUCAUCAAAUUUAUUAAAAACAACGUUGUUUAAACUAUAUUGUUGUGUCUUAGUUAUAUUGGAAUUGUUGAAAACGUUGAAAACAAUGUGAAAAGUUAAUGAAAUUUUUCAUAAGCAAAUUUUUCUGAAAAAAAUUCUCACACUCUUUAUAUUGAUAACAAAAAAAAAUGUCUUUCUCUGGCACUAAGAAUAGUGCUUCUAACUAUAAAUCUGAAAAUUCGAGGAAAAAACGAAAGAACAAUCAAUUAGACGAAAAUUUGCCAAAAAUGGAGGAACAAGAAUUUAAAUUCGUCGCAACUUCGGUGUUAGAAUUGGAUCAUGAGGAAGAGGUUAUAACAGGUGAUCCUGAUUUUUCCGAUUUGGAAAAUCCAUUGAAACUCGAAGACGAUCCAGAAUCUGUUCAAGUUGUAACAAUAGAAGAAGAUGACGAUAAUUCUCUGUCCGAUAAACUCGAGCCAAUUCAAUUUCGUCUCAAGGAAUUUGUCAAUCAAAAUAAUUGUACAAAUUCAGUGACUUUUUUUAAUUCGAAAAAGCAAUUUUCUAAAUGUCCCGCUUGCAAUGCUCUCUUUAUAUCGAAGCAAAGAAUGAGAAGUCAUAUAUUGACUCACGCUCAUAGGGGAAGUGAUAAAAGGGUAAUUUGUAACUACUGUAAUUUUACAACAGACGACGUGGAUUUGUUUAAUUCACAUUUGAAAUGUCAUGAAAAUCAAUGCGAGGUUUGUAAUCAAUAUUUCUUUAAGAAGAAAAUAUUUGAGAGUCACUUGGAGGUGGUGAAGAGUACCUAUACGAUUAGGUACAAAAGGGAUCAUUUUAAAAAUUAUGUCUGCAACAGUUGUAAUUUAUCAUUUGAUUUUGUGCAUCAAUUGCAAAAACACUGGUUCAAACACACUUGUACGGAGAAGAAAACCUAUCAAUGUGAUUCUUGCUCCGCUCUCUUUGAUACUGUGCAAAAUCUCGAAAAUCAUGUCUGUCUACAAUGUCCCAUUUGUCUGAAAACUUAUUCAAGUUUUCCAACUCUUCGAGCACACACACGCUUUGCGAAACAUUUUCUCUAUUGUAAAAUUUGCAAAUACGAAUUCAGUCUUCGAGUUGAUCACGUCAGACAUUUGGAACUUCACAAAAAGAAAUUCAAGCCCUACGAGAAAUUGAUGCUCUGCUUGAAAACUGAGGACGAAUCAACAUUGAAAUGCGAAGUUUGUGGCAAAUUAUUACAAACAGAUGCGAGUUUCGUUUCGCAUGUCUACGACGAACAUAAACUCAAUGUCACGAAUUACAAACGAUACAAUAAGUUUACGCAUUGCCUGCAAGCGGACGAUGGUUCGACAUUUCAGUGUGAAGUCUGCGGAAAAUUGGUGUCGACAGAAUUAAAUUUUGUCAAUCACGUCUAUAAGGAGCAUAAAAUCAAUGUGACGAGGGAUGACGGCGAGAAUAGUAAUUCGGAGGAUCAGUCGCGAUCUUCGGUUAAAGUAAUGGACGAUAUUACUUUUGAGGAAAUUAAAAUCGAGGAAGACAAUGAGGAGGAAGAGGACAAUGAUAAUUAUGAAGAUUACGAACAACUGGAGGAAGAGGAAGAAGAAGAAGAAGAAGAAGAAAUUGAAGAAGAGGAAGAGGAGGACGAAGAGGAUUAAAAACAGAUUUUGAGACAGACGUGAUAUAUUCACGAAAAACGUGAAUCAUUUUAAAGCACAAAAUUUCUUUUUCGAAUAAAAAGAAUUUGGACCUAAAUUUAAUUUUCGAAAAAAAAGAUAAAAUUCUGUAUUUAAUUUCGAAAAUUACUUGUAAUUACAAACGGCAAAAUAUGUAAAUACGUCUCAAAGGCAUCAAAGGCAAUUGAUGUGUAAAUUUACUAAAUUUCGAGAUAUUGUAUAUUUAUGGGAAAAAAUUAUAAUUUUCCAUUCGUUUAAUUUUUAAAGAGCGAUAAAUAAAUUACUGUAAGCUAAGAGGAAAUACUUUAUUAUUAAAUAUCUCAUUUUUGUUAAUAAACGAACUAUCAAUAAACUAUUAAAUGAGACUCUUA
Molecule: messenger RNA, 2225 nt
Organism: Leptopilina heterotoma
Lineage: Eukaryota; Metazoa; Arthropoda; Insecta; Hymenoptera; Figitidae
Product: zinc finger and BTB domain-containing protein 41-like
Exons: 2
Coding region: 376-1836 (486 amino acids)
Biological process (GO): regulation of gene expression
Cellular component (GO): nucleus
Source: RefSeq, a predicted model, not a curated record